CUCGAAUGCUGGUGAGACCCAUACCGACCAUAUUACGGGUCAGGUCGAGCGGAUCUCCCUGUCCGACCCUGUUCAUGAGGUAUUAGAGAGGGCCGAAUCUACAGCGAGUCAGAUCUGGUCUACCUCCUCCUGGUUCAACAACUUUUCCCUUCCUCAGUUGCCGGUCGAGCAAUCUGAAGAAUGUCUGGCUCUGACUGCUCUGAAGAUGGGCUUGUACACCCUUAUGAUGCGGGAGGCCCGCCUGGCCAAAGAGCGGGAACUGAUUGUUGCCCAGUCUUCUGCUGAGCAACAUGCUGCUGCUGCCAUCGCCUCUCUGGAGGCCGAACGGAAAACCUUUGUGGAGGAAAAGCAGAGGCUGGAUGCUGAAAUCGGUACCCUUCGGGUCCAACUCGCAGCUUCCCAGGCGAAGGUCCUUGCCGCUGAGGCCGCACGGGUCAGAUUUGAAGAAAUGCCAUCCAGCAUCCCAGAUGGUCCCUAUGAAGUGAAGGUGGAUCUGUCCGCCAUCCGGGACAUGUUUAAAUCCUCUGAUGAAUUCUCCAUCAUCAAGGAUGAACAUGCAAGGGCCCAAAUCCCGUUCGCCUUUGGGGCGUAUUUGAAGGGUUUCCCCAAAGGCGCCGGUCGGCUAUCGGCAGGGGUGGCCCUCUUGGAUAAGGACCCGGAGGCCAAAAAAUGGAACGACUCCAUUGUCUCCGAUCUGUAUGGCAAAAUCGGCCAGGUCUUGCUGCGUCCCUUCGUCACUCAGCUUCAAACUCAAUUGGGGAGGCCGGUUCAGGCUUCUGAUCUCCCCACAUAUGACAUUAUCCAGGCGCAGUUCGAGAAAUUCCUGCGAGCUCAGCAGAGGGAAGCCGAUCGGGCUGCGGGGAAAGAGCCUGAACCCCUGUCUGAUGAUGAGGAGGAUGAGGAUGAAGAGGGAGAUGAAAUGGCCCCCGAUCAAUAAUUCAUAUGUACUCCUGUAAUUCUGGUUGUAAUUUUUCUUUUUUCCAAGUAGCCUGUAUUUCCCGGUCAGUAGCACCGAUGAAUAUAUAUCUCUUUUUUGCCUGAAACUUUGCAUACUGUUUUUUCUGUCUUUAAUGCAUGAUUU
Cuscuta europaea is the source of this 1081-nucleotide messenger RNA. NCBI's taxonomy places the organism in Eukaryota, Viridiplantae, Streptophyta, Magnoliopsida, Solanales, Convolvulaceae. The record is from the annotation of a GenBank genome assembly.